AUGUCCCUCAGCCUCUAUCUCCGCGAGCCCAACCGCUCGUUCCGUUCGCGCCGCCGGGAUCCCUUGGCCAUAGCUCUUACACAGCUCGCCGAAUCAGUCUCCGCUGUUAGCGCGCGUCCUCUACGCAUUGGGUUGACUCAUGAUGUGCCGACCGCACUCGACAAUCAUCCUCGCCCUCCUUCGAGACCCAGCCCUCAAUCUCGCUGCGCAGUCUACAAGCUUGACCGAUAUCUCUCGUUCAGACCUCUCCAGGAAUUAAAGAGGGACAAGAAGAAGAAGAAGAAGAAGAAGAAGAAGAAGAAGAAGAAGAAGAAGAAGAAGAAGAAGAGAAGGAGGUCGAUAGCCUGCUUGAGUUACCACCGUACCACAAGAAGUUUCACUAUGAGAAGCUUCUCCACAGGUUGCCGCCGCUCUUCGAUACACUACUUCUCACAUACGGACAAACUCCUUUUACCGUCGUCGCCCACCUACACACGUGGCAAAGACAGUUUUCUCCUUGCCCAAUCCAGCCGAAGCCGGCGGUCGUCUUCGCCUCGAAUCCUCUCCUGCCACACCCGCCAGCCUAGCUGGACAAUCGCCCGGAAUUUGUGCUUUCAAGCUCUAUCUGUCCCGACUUCCGCGUAA
Molecule: messenger RNA, 624 nt
Organism: Aureobasidium melanogenum CBS 110374
Lineage: Eukaryota; Fungi; Ascomycota; Dothideomycetes; Dothideales; Saccotheciaceae
Exons: 2
Coding region: 1-624 (207 amino acids)
Source: RefSeq, a predicted model, not a curated record